Molecule: messenger RNA, 8054 nt
Organism: Gryllus bimaculatus (two-spotted cricket)
Lineage: Eukaryota; Metazoa; Arthropoda; Insecta; Orthoptera; Gryllidae
Source: the annotation of a GenBank genome assembly
CCACAAGAGUGUAUUGCUUGUAUAUGUUCUCUGGUAAAUCGCAUAUGUUUCAUGUGUGUGCCGAUUGGUGCCGAUGUGCACGGACUUUGCAGACAUCAUGGAUUUGUUGGACUGGUUUGGGGAAUAGUGGACAAUAAAGAAAUUAUGCAUUUAUUGGAAAUGUUGUGUGUUUUGCAGUGAUGAAUUAUUUUUGGGUUGAAAAUGAUGUGCGUAAACAUUGUUUUAUGAGUGCGAGAAAAAAAUGUUGAGAAUGUAAUAUAAAUGUCACGGUGCCGUCCUUCAUAAGGGUUAUGUCAACUAGCUUCUUCGUUCUGAGCUAUAGUCGCUUCAAAUUUACAGAUGUUUCAGAUGUGCACAAAUUUAUAUCUUUUCAUGAAUUUGCUCAUGGAACUGUCAUUGAUGUGGCUUGAAGAAAGGUAAAAAUGGCAGAUCCAUCAUCAGAAGAUGAAGGCCUUCUAAGGGAAUGGGCCCCCCUUACAAAUUUACUCCAACAAAUUCCUCUGAAGGCCCAAAGGGGAAUUUUCACUCAUGAACUCAAUUUGACAUGUGUUGAUGCAUUGUCAGAUUUCAUUGCUUUAGGAACAAAUUUAGGACUGGUAUAUUGGUACAGCCGAAGGAAGGGAGAUCUUCAGAGGCUACGGUGUGAGAAUACUGCAUCCGCAAUAACCUGUGUAAAAGUGAUAUCCACUGUGGAUUAUAUGUUGGCUGUUGGCAAUGAGCAGGGUAUGGUGACAGUUUUCCAAAUUCCAAAGGAACCGCCAGACAGUCUCCCGGAGAGCAUGAGGCCUGUGAGAAAGAAACAGGUUGAAAGAUACACCAUCAAUGGGUUACACACUUCAUCAGUCACAGCCAUAGAAUGGAGUUUGAAUGGUAUGAAAUUAUUUAGUGGAGAUAAAAAUGGGCUAGUUGUUCUCACAGAAAUUGAUUUUUAUAUGCAUCUCAGCAAGUCAGUUGAGUUAUUGAAUGAAAAAUAUGAAAUAGUUCAACUUAGUUACUGUCAGCAAUUAUUGCUAGUCUCGACCACAUAUCGCAGUAUUGUUUGUCAUCGAGAUGAUCGAUGGCGGGUCGCACAAGUUGGUCAAAAGGAAAGGAAAUCGCUAGGUAAAUUAGGUGCUACUUUCUGCUUGGGCUCUGGGCGACCGCAGGAUCUCACAGUCUACGCCAGUAGGCCUGGUCUUCGUCUCUGGUUGGCUGAUAAGAAUGGCAUUGUUCAACAGACUUUAAUCUACAAGGACACUAUGAUGCAGGAACAUCGGCAUGUGCCCUUGAUCAAUCCCAUUCCUGCGCACAUGAAAAAUGCACGCGGGGAUCAUACGUUUGGGCCUCUCCGUGUUUUCAAAGACAACCUUCUAGUGACCUACAGCCAAGACACCGUGUAUGUGUUGAACCCAACAGAUAUAUAUGUGGUGGCAACGGUUGCUGACUUGCGACAUGUCCAAGAUGUCUCUGUUACCAAGGAUGAAAUAUUUAUUCUUGAGGGAGAUAGGAGCAUUAUUCGAGUGGCUUAUCUUCCGGAGGCAGUGUUGGAGCCAGGGCAUGAUGCAGUUCAAAAUGUGGUACAUGAACGACAGUGCGGUCAACUUUCUCUCAAUGAAGUAUUUCUGUACAUUGUGGGAUGCCCAGAUAUUCAGGAGAAACUUGCAGACACUUCGGCUGAGGAGUCUGUUUGGACAUACGUUUCAUCAGAAAUGUCUCGAUUUGGUUAUCCAAUGGGUGAACAGGCCCCCAAGAAAUGUCAGCAGAAGUGGAACCACAUGGUUUCGUGUUACAAUGCUUUCCAGAAAACAAAGAAAUGGGAUGAUGAGCAUGAGUGUCCGUCGUUCUUUGAAAUGUUAGAUCAAAUUUUGAAACCUAAUUUACAAAUCGAUGAAAAAAAUGCUAUUGAAGUGAUAUCAGUAGCAGCCAACAAUGAAUCUACAGUAGCUGAACCUCAGUCCAAGAAACUCAAGUUACAGCAAGUGUACAAUGCUGAUUCCCUCUCAAGUUCUGGGUCUCAGUGUUCUGAAGAGAAUGGAUUGUUGGAGACCUCUGAAGUUGUUGAUGAAUCAAACAGCGUAUAUAUUGAUUUGGUAUCUGAUUGUGAAGGUGUCUAUUACGACGAACACAUUACUGUCUACCCUGAAACAAGCAAUUCUGAACUCACUGAAGAAGUGGUGCUUUCUGACGUGGUGGUGGACGGAGGCAACAGCCAGAACGUCUAUGUGGUAGUGACUCCAUCGUUUUUUGAUCAUUCAGUGUUUUUGAAAGAUUCGGGAGGUCAAAGUGAAGAAGAAGAAGAAGAAGAAGAAGAGGAGGAAGAAGUUGCAAAUGAAAUAAAAUAUACGUACCUACCUGUUGUGGAGGGCUCCAAUAGCGAUGAAACGAUUCACUUUGAAGUGGAGGAAGGGGAAGAAGACGAGGGAGAAGGGAAUUUAGCUGAAGCAGGCAACACAGAAAGCAACCGAUCGAAUAUUUCAUUGCGCCCUGUCCCUACUCCUGCUCAAGCCUUAAUGGCACUUGUCACUAGAAUCGGGAGAGAAGAAAGAGAGCGAGAUAACUUGCGAAGAAUACACAUGGAAAGGAGUUUUGAAGCUCUGGAAAGUGCCAUUUGGAAACAGAAUUCCAAAAUCAAUGAAUUGACAGACAGAGCGACUGCACUGUUGACCGACUUGCUUCAGGAGGAUUCCUCUGAUAGGCCGACCUUGGAAUCUCUGCAGGAUGUGUCUUUCAUGUCUGUCCCUGUCCCUGUCGCAGAUAUGAGAAUGGCGUCUUCUUUUGUAGAUUUCGCCGCAAGGCUCAAAGAGCACGCCCUCCCCGCGCUGCCUCUGCAGCGAAUGCCGUUUCUCGGACAAGAGAGCGGGGAAGGCGACUCGCGAGCGCCGGGCGGGUGGAGCGCGGUGGUGACGGCGGACGAGGCCAUUGAGCUGCCGCCCAUCGUAGCGUUGCCCGAAGGACUGGCCAAUCUAACUCUGGAUGACCUUGAGAGCGGAAGUAUCAACGGAGCUGGAUCGUCUGGAGAUGAACCCAAAGUUAACAAAGAAGUGUUCAAUAGACAUCGCCAAUUUAGUUCACAAUCCUCCCAAGAGUUUGCGUUGCUGACAGAGGCCUCCCGAGCAGAAGUCCUGGAGAAGAUUGGUGCAGAGUCGGGCUCGGAUACCAUAAGCGUCAACAGCGCUCGCUCCAACGUUUCAGACAGUGAGGACCCCUGGAGCAGCGAACGCCUGGAUAUGAGCAGCGAUUGGAGUGGCAUGUCUACUCGAGCGAGUUCCAGUGCAAAUGAAUGCGCAUUGAAGCGUUCUUCAUCAGAAGAGACACUGGUCAGGUUGGGAGACAGCAUUAUCAGUGAGCUAGGCACCCUCCCUGGGGAUGAUGCCGGUUCUUGCUCUGAACAGGGCACGCGACCGAGCGAUCUCACAGUUGGUAAUCAUCCGGAGGAGAAAGUGAACACCGUGCCUCUGGGCAUCCAGCCUGACUUGAGGAGCCCUGCUUCUAUAGAGCGAGACGUUGCGGACAAGGAGAAGCUGCUUGCAGAAGUUUUGAAACUCGACACUCUGUGCCUUGAGAAAGGACCUAACUCAGACAAGGAGAGCAAUACGUCAGGCGUCGAUGCUAUGAAGACGGAUAAAAACAUGGUUUCCUCUGAGACUUAUGUGCUGUCUCCUGUGUCUGCUGUCGGUGUGUCGAUGAGUGAAAAAAUAGAAUGUGAUCUCCUUCGCCGGAACAGUGUGGAACUUAGUGAUGACAAUACAGAAAGUCAGGAUGAGAAACUUGCCUCCAUCGGCAGCACUUUGAGCUACGGACCACCCUCUGGGAGCAGUGCGCCUCCAAGCAAUCACGCUUCUCUGGAAAUUGCUCACCCCAUGGACAUUGACACUCUGGAAGAGGGAUGCCAAGUGUCGGAGCGUGCAGACAACUGGAUUCAGUACAGAACACCUGACAGCAUUGUAGGAUUUUGUGUGUGCGCCCACUAUGUGUGUUGUGUAGAUUCUAACAGUCGAAUACACUACAGUGGUGUGAACGGGUUAAGCUUAAAGUGGCAAAAGGCUGAUGAUCGAGGGGAGCAAAUUUCUGUUUCUGAAGAUUCAAAAAUCGUGUGGAAGCUGCACAAGGGCACUGCGUAUGCUCUUGUGCUUCCGUCUUGUAAAGGGCCCUUUGGGGAGAAGUGGAUUGUGGCAGCCCGAGACGUGCAGAGCGUAGCCAUAGAUGACACAGUGGCUUGGUAUGUGACUCUGGACAGCCGUGUCUACAUUCAAAAAGGGUUGACGCCUGAGAAGCCGGUCGGUGCUCCUGUGGCUGUGUGUUGUGUUUUUCCCACAGUCCGAGUCAGUUGCUUUGAAAGUGCUGUGUGGGUCCUCACAAGUACAGACAAAGUAUUGUAUCGAGAAGGGAUAUCUGUGGAUGUCCCUGAAGGUACCACGUGGAAGGAAGUGUCUGUACCGUUUCCUGUAAUGGAUAUGGUGCUUGGUUGCCAAGGAACCGGUUGGGUUGUGGAUGAAAAGAAUGUUAUUCACUUCACAAAGGAUUUCUCAGUCAAGUCUCCGCAGUGGUGGCAGAUUCUUAUCAGUGAUUAUAUAUUUCAACCUACAACUCCUCUGCAACACUUUUGUACAAAAUUAACAGACAAUUAUUUGAAGAACCUUCGUCAGUCAUCAACUGUCAUCAUGGCUGCUGGAAGAAAUGCUAUGUGGAUAUCUGAGAAAAUGGCAGACAAAAUUCAUAUGAACAAAACUGAAUUUACUGGUCAUCAGUGGAAUCGAGUGAACUUGAAGAACUUAAAUCCCAACUAUAGGUGGCAGAGAAUCACGGCCAGAGGAAUGGCUCGCGACAAAGGCCAGUUGUGGUUGCUUUCGGAGGCUGGUGACUUCUUUUGCUACUAUCCCACAUCAGGAAACAUUCAUGCAAUUCCUAUUCCAGACUCCGUAAUCUGCUUGUCAGCAACUCCACAGUCCAUAUGGUUGCUGUCAGGAGAGGGCCAAAUUUAUGUUCGGCAACUAUAUACAACUCUCAUGUCAGAUACCUGUUGGAAAAGAAUAAACUUGACACAAUUGGGGAACAUCCGUUUCACGCACAUAUCCUGUGGCAGUGACACACUCUGGGCCUGUAGCGAUCAAGGGGAUGUGUAUAUGACGAUUGGAUCUCCUCGUUCUAUGGCAAGUCCCACCUUUGCACCAGCAUGGAUUCCAGCAGAUGAGAAACCAGAAUGCAAGUUAAGCUUUACAAAGGUUUACGUAGGCCCCCAGUCCUUUAUGGUGUGGGCCUUGGAUAAGAAAAGGAGUGUGUUUGUGCGGCAGCAAAUUCUCCCCGACUUCCCCUUGGGCAAAGGCUGGUCCCUGGUUUCAGGCAUCGAAGCUGUUGAUCUCACGGUGAGCGAGUCUGCUGUAUGGGCUUUGUCUGCGGGAGGUUCGGUGUACAGAAGAUACGGCAUCUCGCAAACAAACUGCAUGGGAGACUACUGGAAGAAAAUACCUGGUUCUGUUGACUUCCUUACUGCUACGUUAAAUGAUGGUUUGUGGGCGUUGGAUAAGAAGAGUUACCUGUUGCGACACACUCAGCUUCCUGUCACUCUUUGCGUAGAUGACCUUGACUCCAAGUCAUCCGAUGCUUGUUCGUCCUUGGAAGGAGAUUGGGAACAUGUUAGCGUCAAUAAGAUGUGAAUAUAAAUGUUUUAUGAAACAAACUCUAAAGAUAUUUUUAUUUGAAAUAGUUUUAAUUCAUUAUUUUGGUGAUGUUGCUGAACAUUUUUUAGAGUACUGUUUCAAUGAACUCAAUAGAUAUCUCAAGGUAAUUGGAAGUGUGAUGUUUGUUAAUUUUUGCACACAUUUUAUUGUAAUAUAAAUAUUUUCACACUCUAAUUUUCUGUGUUAUAUUAUGAUACACUGUAAAUAUAAGUAAAAAUGUACUCAGGUUUCUCCAGGAUGUCUUUUGUGGGAAACCAGAAUUAUAUUUGUCUUGCAUAAAACUUGUAUGUAUUUAGUCUAGUCUUGCUUAAGGAAGUAUAAGUAGCAAAUAUACACUGAGAUAAAAUAUUAAGUGAUGCAUUUGAGCUCUUUUGUAUGGAAGUAAAUAUUGUGAUGUUUAUGAACAGUCACAUUUGAGUAAGGCCUUGCAAAAUGUGGAUUGUUUUAUUGUAAAUGUAUUUUUGUUUCUAGGAGAACAGCAUAGGUCAUGGUGAGGAAAUGUGGUUCGUGUAAUAGUUAUUAAUAAAAUAAGUGUCAUAAGAAUCUUAUUACAAAAUGAGAUUGGAAAAUUAUCAAAUGUGGCCAUGAAAGCAAAUUUGAUAACCAAUCCUACAUUUUAAUAAGACAUUACAAACCUCCUUAACAUUUUAUCCAGUUUGUAAAAUUCCAAGGAUCUAUAAUUUUCAUUUAAAUUUACUAUUUAUCCUGCAAAAUAUAACAGAAUGAUUUUGGAAUAAUUAAUUUGAGGCCGUGUAUAACUAUAAAACACUCAUUAACAUUUUCCUUUUCAUUACUAAACUGAAUAUUGUGGUAUGCCACAGCUUAUUAAAACACUUGUAUCAUAGUAACUCUCUAUUACAACAGCUGUUUCAUAAAAAUUAAGUUCAGACAGUGAAAGUCGAUAAAUGAAUUUUUAUUAAAUUUUGUUGAAUUAUGCAUUUCCCAGAGAUACAAAAAGGGUAAUUUAACUAAUCUUAAAAGCAUUGAUGAAGAAGUAUUGCUUUUUUGUACCAAACACUGAAGUUUUAAAGAUACAGUUAGUUAUUAUUUAAUGAAUAUAAUAUCUAAUAUUUUCAGAAAUUGAAAUCAAAGAAUUUUAGAUGUACUUCUAUCGAGCAUGAUGAUUUUGUGAAAUUCAUAAUUCUACAUAGCUUGUACUACAUGAAGUAUUCCUUUGCUGAUCAGUUUGCUAAGCAUGCUUGGAAUGAUUUGCUGAUUCAUAAUGAUGUCUCAAAAAGGAAAUUUGAAAAUAAUGAUUCAUUUUGAUAUUAAAUGAUAGUAAGUAUGUUAUUUUUGGCUGCAUGUUUUUCAGUCUGAAUUUUCAUUAAUUCCUUACACAUGGUAGGAAGAAUAUAAUUUUUUUCAGUUAAGAAGCCACGCUGGUAUAUAGUGUAUUCCACUGCCUCCUAGCCUUGUCAUUGUAUUCGUUAUUUAUAAAUUUAUUAUGCAUUGUGGUGUUUUUUGGGACAGCCAGCCAUUUGGCCAUGCCACAUUGCUUGAAAUUUAACUCUUCAACUUUUCCCUCAGAUGUUAGUCUGAUUUAUUAUCCUGAAGUUGACUGGUGUCACUAACUGAUCAGUAGGAACAUAGGCUCUCAUUAAGCCUUUGAUUGUUGUGAAAGUAUUGACAAACGGAAAAUUUCCAUACCUGAGGGUUUUAGCACACGCAGUUGGGCUGUAGCUGGGAGCCUUUGGGCUUCUUAUAAUGCAAGGGUUCAUAAAUAUGAAGUUUAUGAGGAUAGCGGCAAAAACGAUAAUUAUAUUUUCUGUAGGGAACAAGAAAAUAAUAGCUCAGGAAGAAAGUUUUAACUUUCUAAUCAACAAGGCAAUAUUCUGGUUCAUUAGACAAUUUGCAAUUUUAUUUCAACUAAAUAAUGAGAAAUAUUUUACAAUUUAAAAACGAUCAGACUUCUUCAAAAUUAGCUGGGGGCUUGUAUUCAUGUAAAUACAGUAUUUUGUUUAUUACAUAAAUAUGGAUGUAUGCAUGUUCCACAAAAACUUUUGUGGAACCAUGGAUCAAUAGCUUCCAUACUCAUUUAGGUAAAUGAAAUCUGCAGAACCUGUAGGCACCCUUGUUGCCAGAUGUGAGGAGGGGGCUGAAUAUUUAAUUUAUGUGAAGUGCUAUACACCACAAUGUAUGUAUAUUGGUGUAUUGAUGGUAUCUGUUCAUCCACAGCUUGUUGCCACUUCGUGGAUACAUGACAGGGAUUCCUAACCUCCUCCUUUCAUUGACCCCCCUUUUAAUUAAAUUGUUUGUUUUAUCAUCUUCCUUACCUUUUCUCUAUUGUAUCCAGUAUCAAUUGCCGUGUCAAAAAGAAUUGCACAUAAAUACAUUAAACAUAACAAUUUUGUACACCAAUAUUCUUGUAAAUAUCAGUAUUUAUAAUAAUCAAAGAGG